Microdochium trichocladiopsis is the source of this 978-nucleotide messenger RNA. RefSeq lists its product as uncharacterized. Lineage: Eukaryota; Fungi; Ascomycota; Sordariomycetes; Xylariales; Microdochiaceae. The record is from RefSeq and is a predicted model, not a curated record. The transcript has a single exon. Bases 1 to 978 code for a protein of 325 amino acids.
AUGGACGCUGACGGCAAGACUAAGAAGCGUGGCCUGUUUGGUUUGGGCAAAAAGAAGUUCGACAACGACCAGUCUCAGACGACGACUCAAGACAACACAAGCGCUGGGCCAACGUCAACUCCGCAGGAACUGCCUGGCUUCUCUGGUCGACAGCCUGCACCCGCGCCCGUCAACGUUGGGAGUGCCUCACAAAUGACACCAUCGUCUCCCGGCCGUGUUGGCCACCCCUCGUCCCCGCGCUUAAGCUCACCGGCUGGCUCCCAGAUCUUCGAGCGCAACGUACAAGAUAGCGCCGUUCUUCCUAGCUUGGCUGCGAUCCCAGCCCACAUCCAGACCGAGAAUCACAUCCCGCCCGUACUUGAUGCCUCGUCUGAAGCGAUCACUGACGACCAUCUCAAUCCCGAUACUGUUGAGAUCGUGACGCACACGCACCACCAGCCUGCAGCAGCCGCGGUGACUGGCGCAAGCAUGCCACCAUCCCAAGACAGUCUCGCCCAGCCAUGGGCAGAAGACCUUGCCGCAUUCUCUUCGGACAAGGAAGAACUUGCGUCCAAUUACGGCUCGUUGGAUUCGAGCGAUGUUCGUCGCUUGAGCUUCAUCUCCUUUGCCGACGUUGUCCAAGCCGAGCACGGUGGCCUGGGAGGCAUGCCUGGCAACAGAGAGUCCGUACACUUGGGGGGUUUGACAUCGCUGGCUUCUCUUGGGGCAAACCGGUCUCCUUCGCCGAUACGCUCACCCGUGUCUUCGCAGGGGCCCGAGACGUCCCCCCCAAACAGCAAGACCGGGUCAAUCAAGGGGUUCAACAUGUCGCCAAUGCGACAACCUUUGGGAAGCCCCAUCUCUCCUGAGCACAGCAUUGGUGGGGGAGACCUGAACAUUGAGACCAUGUCACAAGCCCUGCGGCGCACGGGUAGCACGGAUCUGAGCCAGGCUCGGGGCAGCAUACCAGUUAGCCCUCUAGAAAGUCCUUCGCGCUAG